Messenger RNA from Chinchilla lanigera (long-tailed chinchilla), 2088 nucleotides. It is a transcript of the gene F12, whose product is annotated as coagulation factor XII (Hageman factor). Gene Ontology annotation, molecular function: serine-type endopeptidase activity; calcium ion binding. NCBI's taxonomy places the organism in Eukaryota, Metazoa, Chordata, Mammalia, Rodentia, Chinchillidae. The transcript has 14 exons. Gene Ontology annotation, biological process: blood coagulation; zymogen activation. Bases 137 to 1924 code for a protein of 595 amino acids. The record is from RefSeq and is a predicted model, not a curated record. Gene Ontology annotation, cellular component: extracellular region; rough endoplasmic reticulum.
AGGCGGGGUUCGGCCCCUAGGUUCGAAUUUCUAGGCCUUUGUAGGAUAUAGAACUGCCAAUUAGCGCCUAGUCCUCCGCGAGGAAGACGGAGGUGGGACCUCGGGGGCACGCCCAAGACGCCGGAUGUGUAAUUGAAUGAAGGAAGCGUCGGUCUCCUCGGUUCCACCACCUUGGAAAGCCCCCAAGGAGCACAAGCACAGGGUGGAGGAGCUCACAGUGGGUCUUACUGUCACCGGGGAGCCCUGCCACUUCCCUUUCCAGUACCACCGGCAGCUGUACCACAAAUGUAUCCACAAGGGCCGGCCAGGCCCCCGGCCCUGGUGUGCCACCACCCCCAACUUUGAUCAGGACCAGCAAUGGUCGUACUGCCUGGAGCCCAGGAAAGUGAAAGACCACUGCAGCAAACACAACCCCUGCCAGAGAGGUGGGAUCUGUGUGAACACGCUGAGCAGCCCCCACUGCCUCUGUCCAGAACACCUCACUGGGAAACACUGCCAGAGAGAGAAGUGCUUUGAGCCUCAGCUUCUCCGAUUCUUCCAUGAGAACGAAAUGUGGCUUAGAACGGGACCAGUAGGUGCGGCCAAAUGCCACUGCAAGGGUCCUGAUGUUCACUGCAAGCCAGUGGCCAGCCGGGAAUGCCGCACCAAUCCGUGCCUCAAUGGGGGGCGCUGCCUCGAGGCGGAGGGUCACCACCUGUGCCAUUGCCCGAUGCGCUACACUGGACCCUUCUGCGACGUGGACGCCGAGGCGAGCUGCUAUGAUGGCCGCGGGCUCAGCUACCGCGGCAUGGCCAGGACUACUGUCUCUGGCGCCGAGUGUCAGCGGUGGGCCUCGGAGGCCACCUACCGGAACAUGACUGCGGAGCAAGCGCUGAGCCGGGGACUGGGCCACCACGCCUUCUGCCGGAACCCGGAUAAUGACGUCCGCCCUUGGUGCUUUGUCUGGAUGGGAAACCGGCUGAGCUGGGAGUAUUGUGACCUGGCACAGUGCCAGGCCCCACCCCAGCCAGCAUCUACACCCCAGGUUCACCUUGGGCGUCAGGACCUGCCCAGUCCCGGGCUUUCAGUGUUGCAGACGCCUCAGCCCACGACCCAGAAGCCAGCCUUGGCAGAAGAAACGUCCAGGACCAGCUCGGUCCUCUGCGGACAGCGGCUGCAGAAGCGGUUGUCCUCUCUGAGUCGUAUUGUCGGCGGACUAGUGGCACUACCUGGGGCGCACCCCUACAUCGCCGCACUGUACUGGGGCCACAAUUUCUGCUCCGGCAGCCUCAUUGCCCCCUGCUGGGUGCUGACUGCGGCUCACUGCCUGCAGAACCGCCCAGCGCCCGAGGAGCUGACGGUGGUGCUUGGCCAGGACCGCCACAAUCAGAGCUGUGAGCACUGCCAGACGCUGGCCGUGCGCUCCUACCGCCUUCACGAGGCCUUCUCACCCACCACCUACCAGCACGACCUGGCUCUGCUGCGCCUGCAGGAGCGCGCGGACGGCAGCUGCGCGCAACUGUCGCCUUACGUGCAGACGGUGUGCCUGCCCCGAGGCGCCGCCCCACCCUCCAGCGAAUCCGAGGCUGCACUCUGCGAGGUGGCCGGCUGGGGCCACCAGUUCGAGGGAGCGGAGGAAUAUUCCACCCUCCUACAGGAGGCACAGGUGCCCUUCAUCUCCUUGGAGCGCUGCUCCACCCCCGAAGUGCACGGAGAUGCCAUUCUCCCUGGAAUGCUUUGCGCCGGCUUCCUUGAAGGCGGCACAGACGCGUGCCAGGGUGACUCCGGGGGCCCUCUGGUGUGCGAGGAUGAGACAGCAGAGCACCGGCUCACCCUUCGAGGCGUCAUCAGCUGGGGCUCUGGCUGUGGUGACCGCAACAAGCCUGGUGUCUACACUGAUGUGGCCAAAUACCUGACUUGGAUCCAGAACCACACAGCUUCCUGAUUGCCCAGGGACUGGUCUUUCCCUCCUGAGCUAUUCCAGUGUGGGAAGUUGUCUGGGGCAUGAUCAUAGACAGUAAAGAUUGUGUCCUGUUCCGGCAUCACUAGCCAGGCACCAGGGGUGGAGGGACUCAAUAAAAUGCUUUGUAAAUGCUUCUCAGGAAAUGG